UUUUCUUUUUCCCUAUUUUUUCUUUGUCAAAAACUAUGAACUGCCUCACAUUCCCAGUUUCAGACACUAAACAGACUUUGAAAAUCUUAUCUUUUUCCCUUGUCUUAAAAUGAAUGUGUUUCUCAAACAAAACCAGUUCAGUUUAAACCCUUUUUUCUUGUUUCCAAGGCUGUUUUUCCUUUAAUAAGUUCAACAACUGGCAAAAACUAUUAUUUCGUGUGUAUUAUCCUGGUGAAUCCUUUGUUAACCGGUUAAGAUUUUCUCGUUCUUCGAGAUUCCUUGGUCUGUCAUGCAGACUGAGCUUAAAAGAGUGAAUGAAAUGAGAUUUCAUGGAAGCAAAAACAAGUUGUUCGUUUGUUAUUUAUCUGCCAUUCUGCACAGGAAAUGUUUGACCACGAUUGUACAUGCUGCUGGGGAGGAGAUCUUGGAAGUAACUAGUAAUUGUUUUAUAAAAUGGACAAAAUUGGGAAGCUACAGCAUAUUUCAUCUCUGAGUGAAAACAAGGCUUCAAAAUGCUGUAGAUACUCUGAAGGUUGAAGAGAGAAGUGUUCUGAUCUGUCAGCAAAAGUUGGUUCAAUUGUUCAGCUACAUUCAAGUAUAAGUGGAGCUUUAAAGACUUUCCAGACAGCAAGAUAUGUUCUGUCUUAUCCAAUUUAUUCAUUUGGUACACGUUUAAAAUGAAAAUCCCUUUUACCAGUCUAGUAUGAACUUCUGCUGGUGUCAUAGUCUUACUGCCGAGGUAUUCUGCGACAGCUGAUCGUUUGUCUUACAGCAAAUACCCUCGUUUAGGACAAGUUAAAGGUUAAUGGCAUACUGAAAAUUAAGCAAAUAGCUGCAUUGGUUCAUGAAAAGUGGAUCCUGCAAAUGGUUCAAAAAUCACCCAGUUGGUUCAUGUUUUGAAGUUUGGUAUUUUGUUGAGACUUUUAGAGAACAAUUCUGUUGCAUCCGAAGCUGAAAGAGCUCAACGUCUGUUAUUGCAGGGAAGAUUUCAGGACUGCUUAAUGCUUAUCUUUCCUCCUAUAAAAAGUGUAUUGCAGCCAUAACCUGAGACUGAGAGCGGAGCAAAAUGCAUUGGCAGUGAAAUGGAGAUAUUGUGUGACAUGACUUAAAGAUACCAAAUUGCCAUUAUUUGUACCUUAGCAUUUUACUAGAGUGGCUGAGAAGGAGGUUCUAGUUGUUUGGAGCUUCUUCAUUACUUUCCCUAUGUCUUUAUGCCUUCCUGUCUCAUAGUUAUGGCUUUUUUUUAUUAUUAUAAAGCCGUUUUUCUUGUCAUACAAAUAUUUGGGAGGUAAAAUAUAAUGAAACAAGGCCUAAUUUUAGAGACGAUCCUAUAUGCUGUAGGCUGUAGCUUACUCCGAGUCAUUUUACUUAGGAUAUGUAUCUAUCUCAUUUUGCAAACACACAUGUACACAUGUAACUGUCUUUUCUAACAUUUCUUGUCAAUUUAAUCUUCUUUUUGGAGAUGUUACUUAUAUUGUCCCGGUGCAUGCAGGUUUGAAUAUGUUGAUUUUGAGCUGUGCAUAAGUGAAGCUGACACUGGAAGAGAGUGACUUCUAAAAGAUCUUCUGCACAUACUCCUUCAGCAAGUUUUCGCUCUCAAUAACGGUAGCAUUUUCUACUACUGUCCAGCUUAAUUGAGUAUCAAGGGGUUGGUAUAAUUGGUUUCCGAGACUUCCUUUAUGCUCCAGUAAAAUAUAAUUGGCGUUUCAAUAAUUUAUUAAAAUGGAGGUUAAAGAAGAAGAGAGGAUAGUCAUAGCUAAACCAGUAGCUUCAAGGCCUACUUGUUCCAGAUUCAAGUCUUUCUCAGAGCUCCUUGCGGGGGCCGAUAAUGCAUCACCCCCUAAUACCUGUUCUGAAAAUGUAGUUUCUGCAAUUAGACCAAAGACGGUUAGGUUCAAGCCAAUGGUGAAUCGUGCUCCAUCUGCUGUGAUUUCUUCCCAGGCAGAGCUCUCUGGGAUAGGUGUUUCUAAUUUAUCCGAUAAGGCUUUAAAAUCAGAUGUCAAGCCUACUGUAGUUUACAAACCACUGGCAAAGCUUGUAUCAAAGACGACUGCUUCUCUCUUGGCAAACAUGGGAAAUUUCAGUGCUAGCAAUCAACCAACACUGCAACCAACAGAGGCACCAGCUCAACAUGCAAACCAAGAGAAAAAGAAUUUCAGAACCCAAGUUAGUCCAAAUCUUCAUCAGAAUACUCCAUCACAUGGAGAAACAGAUCAGAUAAGUGAACCCUCGAAGGCAGCAUCUCAGAACAUAGAAGAGGAUCCAAAAAUGUUACCAGCUGCAGCAAAUGCUGAUAGACCUUCUUAUGAUGGUUAUAAUUGGAGGAAAUAUGGACAAAAGCAAGUGAAAGGAAGUGAAUAUCCGCGAAGCUACUAUAAGUGUACACACCCAAAUUGUCCUGUAAAAAAGAAAGUGGAAAGAUCAUUUGAUGGUCAAAUAGCUGAAAUUGUCUACAAGGGUGAACACAAUCAUUCAAAGCCUCAGCCUCCCAAACGAAAUUCAUCAGGGAACCAAGGGUUUGGAUUUACUUCCGACGGGACUGGUCAAGAUACCAACAACUCAUUGCUGAGUAAAAAUCCUAAUGAAAAGAAUGAAGGUUCCGAAGAAAGAGUUGAAAAUCAGAAUGAAAUCAGGUCGUAUGCUCCCCUAUCUUAUCAAGGCAAAGCUCUGCUACACUAUGAACAUGUUACCACUGGAGCUCUUAAUGCCGGUGGAACUUCUGAAAAUUCCAUUGGUCUUAGUGGGGAAUGCGAGGAAGGAAGCAAGGUGGGAGAAGAUGAUCAACCUAGAAGUAAAAGAAGGAAAAGUGAGAAUCAAUCCAGUGAAGUGGGCACCUCAGGAGAAGGCAUCCAAGAACCUCGUGUUGUAGUGCAAAGUUCUAACGAUUCUGAGAUCAUGGGAGAUGGCUUUCGCUGGAGAAAAUACGGGCAGAAGGUGGUGAAGGGAAAUCCAAAUCCCAGAAGUUACUACAGAUGCACUAGUCAAAAAUGCAAUGUCCGCAAGCAUGUGGAAAGAGCAUCAGAUGAUCCGAGGGCUUUCGUUACAACAUACGAAGGUAAACAUAACCAUGAGAUGCCACUUAGGAACACAAAUCCUGUGGCCUCUGAUCCAGAUUCCAACUCACCUGCUACUAAAGACAAGAGAUGAUAGCAACUGAAGAAGGUAUAGUUUCUGACUCGAUAUUUGUUCUGAUAAAGGCUCUUUAGGACUGAAAAGGCACCAGAACCAAAGCCCUGAAAGUGACUGAAGCUUACAAUAUAUAUGACUUUCUGCAACUAAGGCUGCUCAAUGAGGGCAGUUUUUUUAAUGCUGCCUGCCUUCAGCUUAUUACAUUAUUUUCUUUUAUUUUUUUUAAUUAAUUGUUUUCCCUAUUAUCAAAUAAGUAAAAACUUUGCACAUCUAAUAUGUGAUAUAUCAGCAUUAUCUUAUUUCGGUUUUAAGAUAUCUUGCAACAACUUAAGUGAUCAAUCCUAACUUCUGGUAAUUAUACCAAGAAU
Messenger RNA from Durio zibethinus, 3497 nucleotides. Its product is annotated as WRKY transcription factor 44-like. Lineage: Eukaryota; Viridiplantae; Streptophyta; Magnoliopsida; Malvales; Malvaceae. The record is from RefSeq and is a predicted model, not a curated record. Gene Ontology annotation, biological process: regulation of DNA-templated transcription. Gene Ontology annotation, molecular function: sequence-specific DNA binding; DNA-binding transcription factor activity.